Molecule: messenger RNA, 683 nt
Organism: Chiloscyllium plagiosum (whitespotted bambooshark)
Lineage: Eukaryota; Metazoa; Chordata; Chondrichthyes; Orectolobiformes; Hemiscylliidae
Source: RefSeq, a predicted model, not a curated record
ACCUUCCUGCACCAGGGACCAAGGGGCCGCUGGGAAGAAAUGGCUUUGAAUGGAACAGAAAACUUUUCCAAACAUUCAAACACCACAGUGGAAGACAUGUGUGCGCCAGACCGAGAAAUCAGCCAGGUGAUCUUCACAGUGCUCUAUUCUGUCUUCUUUAUUGGUGGGCUCCUGAUGAACAGCUUGGCCAUCUGGGUGUUCUUUCAAAUCCCGAGCAAGUCGAACUUCAUUGUGUACCUUAAGAACACAGUCAUGGCCGACCUGCUGAUGACACUGAUAUUUCCGUUUAAAAUAAUCAUCGAGUCAAGAUUCAGAACGCCAGGACUCCAAGUCUUCGUAUGUCAAGUCAUUCAAGAACAUGCUAUUUGCAAAGCUGAACAACUGUGCAAACAGAUUGCCAAAAAUGCAGCCAGGUGAUCAUCAAUCCAGCAUGGACACUCCACUCUAAGCUGCAAAAUAAUGUUACACCAACCAAUAUCCACGCCUGGUUUCUGUACAAGUCCUAAGAAACUUUAUGCAGGGUUUAGACUGUUGUAAAAUUGGCCAUAACAUUUACACUUUACAUGCACUCUACAUACUUGAAUUCUAUGGGUUUGGGAUUGUUUCCUUAUGUUAGACAAUAGGUGCAGUAGGCUAUUCUGCCCUUCAAGCCAGCACCACCAUUCAUUAUGAUCAUGGCUGAU